Vigna angularis (adzuki bean) is the source of this 933-nucleotide messenger RNA. RefSeq lists its product as uncharacterized. The coding region runs from base 127 to 771 and encodes 214 amino acids. NCBI's taxonomy places the organism in Eukaryota, Viridiplantae, Streptophyta, Magnoliopsida, Fabales, Fabaceae. The record is from RefSeq and is a predicted model, not a curated record. The transcript is spliced from 7 exons.
CGUCACCGUAACAUCUGGGCAUCGCAUAAACGUGCGAUGCUGAUUCUUGUAUGACACAUCCUCACGAUUGUCACGGAGGCAGAGAGAGGCGAAGAAGUGUGUCUCUGAAUACUGAAAAAUUUGACCAUGUCUGCAGCUGUGAUAGGCUCCAAACCACCUUUGACCACCUUGUCGUCUACUUGCAGAGCCACAUUUGCCUCCAAUUUCACCUCCGUAAAGUUCCCCGCUACUCCACUCUCCUCCAAUCUUCUCUUUUUCAGGCUCACUCACACUGCUUCUUCCAACCGAACCUCAACCUUCCGUGGCUUCAAGCGCUUUUCCCCUGUCAUGGAGUGGCAGGAUUGCACGGUAAAGAUGCAGAUUGAUGUUCCCAUCUCUGUAGCAUAUGCUUGUUAUUCCGAUCGCGAAGCCAUCCCAAAAUGGAUGCCCUUUAUUUCCUCUGUUCAGAUACUGCCAGACAAACCUGACCUUUCACGGUGGACCUUGAAGUAUAAGGCCUUUGGUCGUGAUAUUGAAUUUUCUUGGCUUGCUCGUAAUAUGCAGCCCACUCCAAAUCAGAAAAUCCACUGGCGAUCUAUGGAAGGUCUUCCAAACAGAGGUGCUGUACGAUUCUAUCCGAAAGGUCCUUCAUCGUGUAUUGUAGAACUUACAGUCUCGUAUGAGGUUCCUCAGCUUUUAGCUCCAGUGGCAUCGGCACUGCAACCUUUCCUUGAAGGUUUACUUCAACGUGGUUUAGAAAGAUUUGCAACAUUCGCCAAAAGCUACACCUAAGAUUUUAUCAUGAUUGUCCUGAAUUUUAUAGCAGGGCUACAUUUCUAUAAGCAUAGCUGAUUAUUUUCAUAUCGAUCUCAUUUUUGUCCAUUGAUUGAAUUACUGAAAAAUGAUCUUAAUGCAUGAAUGAUUACCCAACUUUCAAGCGUAAAUUAUGUUUAA